AUGGAUCCAAACAUCCAGGGGCCUUUCCUGUUCAACAACAGUCUGAACCAAUUCCCCUCGGACCUCAAGGCACCAGUGUGCCAGUACUCAGUGCCCAACUCCUUCUACAAGCUCAACCCGGGCCUGAACAGCCAGCUGCCAGCAGGUACCCCUCACGGCAUCAGUGACAUCCUGAGCCGCUCCAUGGUAGGGAUGGGCUCCAAUGGUACCACAACCCUGCUGUCUGGAUAUUCCACCAUGGGGGGAUUCGCCCCUUCUGUCACCAGCACGUCUAUGUACUAUAACCGAGACUACAAUUCCUCCCUGGGCGGCUUCUCCAAGCCGGGCGCCGAGUGCCCCAUGAAGGGUCUCAGUGUGAGCUGCUGGGCAGAGAGUGGCUGUGACUGGAGAGGAGGGAGACAGCAGUGCACCAACAGUAGUGGUCCUCUGGGGGAGAUGUCGGGCAGGAAGAAACAUACCAGACCGACCUUCAGUGGACAUCAGAUAUUUGCACUGGAGAAAACCUUUGAGCAGACCAAGUACUUGGCUGGGCCUGAGAGAGCAAGACUGGCUUAUUCUCUGGGCAUGACUGAAUCUCAAGUUAAGGUGUGGUUUCAAAACCGACGGACUAAGUGGAGGAAGAAGAGCGCCUCGGAGCCGAGCUCCACGCAGGCCAGCCACGCGGGACAAAGCGGCGACGCCUCGGAGAACGAGGUGGAGGACGAGGAGUACAACAAACCUCUGGACCCCGAUUCUGACGACGAUAAGAUCCGACUGCUGCUACGUAAACACCGCAGGGCUUUCUCCGUCCUGCGCCUCGGACCACACCACGUCUGA
Scomber japonicus (chub mackerel) is the source of this 816-nucleotide messenger RNA. RefSeq names its product NK6 homeobox 3 (gene nkx6-3). The transcript is spliced from 3 exons. Bases 1 to 816 code for a protein of 271 amino acids. The record is from RefSeq and is a predicted model, not a curated record. Gene Ontology annotation, cellular component: nucleus. Gene Ontology annotation, molecular function: DNA-binding transcription factor activity, RNA polymerase II-specific; RNA polymerase II cis-regulatory region sequence-specific DNA binding. Gene Ontology annotation, biological process: regulation of transcription by RNA polymerase II; cell differentiation. Lineage: Eukaryota; Metazoa; Chordata; Actinopteri; Scombriformes; Scombridae.